AUGGGUACAAGCGACCCCAACUCAUUGGCAAACGGCUUCAACAACAUGCAGUGGCAGUUUUGCCCAACUACAUUUGAGUUGAGAAGGGGACGCAAAUUGGUUGUAGAACAUAUUUUGCCAUUCUACAAAAAGGAGAAAAUCAAUGAGAAGGGUGCUACCGCCCAACUCUGGCAAAUUGAAGUCCUCGAGGAGUUUGUAGGUCCUAAUCUUGCUCGAGCUGUUGCGAAAGAUGGCGACUACAAUGACCCGAAUAAUGACAUUGGCCAGCGGUAUCACUUCGCUAUAAAAACCUUUGACGAAGGUAAACGAGAUCUUUUCGAAAACGAAAAAGAAGCAUUUCUAGCUCUUUGUGACCAUCCAGGCAUGAUACAGUAG
Pseudogymnoascus destructans is the source of this 375-nucleotide messenger RNA. RefSeq lists its product as uncharacterized. The transcript has 2 exons. Bases 1 to 375 code for a protein of 124 amino acids. NCBI's taxonomy places the organism in Eukaryota, Fungi, Ascomycota, Leotiomycetes, Thelebolales, Thelebolaceae. The record is from RefSeq and is a predicted model, not a curated record.